AUGUACUCAUACCACGCGGGACAGGAGUGCUGCGGAAGUCCCAUUCUUCCUGAAGGAGGUUUCGGAAGCACUUACACAUAUGAACAACCGUUUAAGCACAUAUGGAAGAUUAGAGAUUCAUCGAGUGAGGGCCUGGCGCCGGACGCUCCUCCACAUCUGGCUGCCGAGGUACAAGUAUUAGCUGCUAAUGUAGUGUCUUCUUUUCCACUUGCAGUCUCUUGUUGCGAGAAGACUCAUUCACACGCUGAAGAUGAACUCUUCAAAAAGCUCUUUGAUGGCUACAACAAGUGGUCAAGGCCUGUACCAAACACCUCUGAUGUUGUCAUUGUCAAAUUUGGUUUAUCUAUUGCCCAGCUGAUUGAUGUGGACGAGAAGAAUCAGAUGAUGACAACAAAUGUCUGGCUAAAGCAGGAGUGGAAUGACUAUAAACUACGCUGGAAGCCUUCAGACUACGACAAUGUGACUUCUAUCAGGGUUCCAUCAGAACUAAUCUGGGUCCCGGAUAUAGUUUUGUACAACAAUGCAGACGGGGAGUUUGCGGUGACCCACAUGACCAAAGCCCACCUCUUCCACACAGGUAAAGUGCGCUGGGUUCCACCUGCCAUCUACAAGAGCUCAUGCAGCAUCGAUGUCACCUUCUUCCCCUUUGACCAGCAGAACUGCAAGAUGAAAUUCGGCUCGUGGACUUACGACAAAGCCAAGAUCGACCUAGAGCGCAUCGAGAACACGGUUGACCUGAAAGAUUACUGGGAGAGUGGCGAGUGGGCCAUCAUCAAUGCUGUCGGCACCUACAACACCAAGAAGUACGACUGCUGCCAUGAGAUCUACCCAGACAUCACCUAUUUUUUCAUAAUCCGCCGUCUGCCGCUCUUCUACACCAUAAACCUCAUCAUCCCCUGCCUGCUCAUCUCCUGCCUGACCGUGCUGGUCUUCUACCUCCCGUCAGAUUGUGGUGAGAAGAUCACGCUGUGUAUCUCGGUCCUCCUCUCGCUCACCGUCUUCCUGCUGCUCAUCACAGAAAUCAUCCCCUCCACCUCGCUCGUGAUCCCGCUCAUUGGCGAAUACCUCCUCUUCAUUAUGAUCUUCGUCACCUUGUCCAUCGUCAUCACCGUCUUUGUGCUUAACGUGCACCACCGCUCGCCCAGCACUCAUAAGAUGCCCCAUUGGGUUCACUCAGUCUUCUUGGAUUUGAUCCCACGGUGGUUGUUUAUGCGUAGACCUUCACCGGACAGCCGUCGCAGGCAGAAACUCCUCCUCCUGCAGCAGCAGGGCCAAGGAAUGACGUCACGGGUUCUUGGACCGGCAAACUCAACCCUCAGUACAUCUACUAGCUGGUUCAGAGGGGAGGACGAGUCCCGCAGACGCUUCUGUUAUAAGGACCUAGAACUGGGAACGCUGUCCUCGGCGAUCUCACUUUCACUCCAGACCCCUUCACCCUGCCCUCUCAUCUCGACUCCACCUCCUCUACAGAAAUUUGGCCCCUCCUCUAGACUGGAGUUGGGCCUGGCUUCCAGGCAGCUUGGUGGAAGAGUUAAUGUCACAAAGCGGCCUGAGAACAUGAUGCCAGACAACCCAGGGUUCCCACUGUCCCCCAGUGUUCUGCAAGCUCUGGAGGGGGUUCACUACAUAGCAGAACACCUGAGAGCAGAAGAUGCUGACUUUAGUGUAAAAGAGGACUGGAAGUAUGUCGCUAUGGUAAUAGACAGAAUCUUCCUAUGGAUGUUCAUCAUAGUUUGUUUGCUGGGCACAAUUGGACUCUUUCUCCCACCCUGGCUCGCAGGCAUGAUCUAGAAAACACACUAGUGAGUAUAUUAUAUGAACAAUAAGGACUUCUAAUGUUAAGGCUUCCACAGAAAGAACCAGCAUGAGGACACAAUGCCACUUCUAGCAGGGAACAUCACGCAUGAGAUUGCGUGCUGAGAUUUCCCCUGCAUGGGGUCAGAUGCAUGUUUGACAUCAGGAAUGUGGCAUCAAAUACCUGACAUUUACUUAGGUCAGAUAUUGAGAGGAAAGCCACAAAUUAAUGAAACUUGUCUAUGAAAACACUUGUAUUUGAAUGUAUAACCUUAAAUAUUAUUGUAAAAAAUAAACGUGCCAACUGGAAAUAAAACACAAAUAAAAGCACUGAGAUUGCAA
Cyprinus carpio (common carp) is the source of this 2136-nucleotide messenger RNA. It is a transcript of the gene chrna2b, whose product is annotated as neuronal acetylcholine receptor subunit alpha-2-like. The coding region runs from base 1 to 1791 and encodes 596 amino acids. Gene Ontology annotation, cellular component: postsynaptic membrane; neuron projection; synapse. The transcript is spliced from 7 exons. Gene Ontology annotation, biological process: monoatomic ion transmembrane transport; signal transduction; chemical synaptic transmission. Lineage: Eukaryota; Metazoa; Chordata; Actinopteri; Cypriniformes; Cyprinidae. Gene Ontology annotation, molecular function: transmembrane signaling receptor activity; acetylcholine-gated monoatomic cation-selective channel activity. The record is from RefSeq and is a predicted model, not a curated record.